CUCUCUUUCUUUCGGUGUUUCGAAGUUUCAGUUAUUGCUGUUAUGUAAAUCUGAAUUACUCUGAAGUGUUGUUACGAUCGGUAUAGUGACUGCGUUAUUAUUGAUUCUUUGUAUGGUUUUCUGAUCGUGCUAGGGUUAUGCAUGGAAUUAGGGUUUUAUUUUUUUAAUUUGCCGGGGACGAGGCGGUUUUUUUUGGAAGGGAUUAUGGAUGGUGGAUCCACCGCCCGGAUAAUUACUAUUUAAUUUUUGUUUAUUUGACAUCAAGAAGACACGGAGAUGCUUGCUCAGCACACGGAGCCACGGGACCCGGUGCAAGUUGAUGCAUUGCUCGAUGGUACUCAGCCUAUAGAAGUUGAGGAUGGUGGUGGUGCUGCUUUGAAUGGCAUCCCAACUGGUGGAGGCAAGGGUGAUAUUCUUGAUGGCCAAAAAACUGGUGAUAUGGCUGAUUUAGAUGUGGGUGGAGGCGAUGGUUCAUCUAAUAUGGCAAAAAAGCGGAGAAUUGUUGAAGUAGUGGAUGAAAACCCAAGGUGUAAUGAUUUACAGCUUGAACAUGUGAAGCCUUAUAUUAACAAUGUGAGCCUAGUCAAUAAAGGGGGUCCUCAAUGGUCUCGUGUCCUUUGUGGUUCUUGUACUGUGGAAGAGCAAGAGCCGGACUUUUCCUACUUUAAUGACAGAAUUCGUAAUCUGUGGAAAGCACAUGACAUUGAAAUUGAAUAUAUCAUGAAGAAGCUUAAGGGUUUUUAUAUUUUCAUAUUCAACAUUGAUGAAGGUAUGUUAGAUGCUCUAGAAAAAGGACCAUGGACCAUCGGUGAUGUCCAAAUUGUUCUCAAGAGGUGGGGUCCGGGUCACUUUCUUGACAAGCAUAAAGAAGAUAAAAAGAACCCUGUUUGGAUUCGAAUGUAUGACAUGCCUUGCGGGUUGUGGAAGUUGGAUGUGGUGAAGAUCAUGUCUAGCAUGUUUGGUAUUCCUAUAGGCGUUGAUGUUCAUACAAGACAUAUUUGUGAGAUUGGGUCGCAUACAGCUGAAUAUGCUAGAGUUUUGGUUGAUGUUGACACAACUAGAGAUCUGGUUGGUGGGAUUUCUGUUUCAUUCCCUAAUGGUAAUGGAUAUCUGUUGUCCGAUCUUCGAAUUGAGUACCCAAUUAGUAGGUGUUCUUUUUGCAAGGCGUUUGACCAUACUGUUAGAAAUUGUGUUGGGGCGAAGGACAAAGCCAACAAGCUCAAUGAGAUGCAUUUGAAGAAAGAACAACAGGACGCUACUAUCAAGGUUGCGGUUGCUCGUGAUCAAGACCUGGUUGAACAGAUAGGGAAGGAUAUAUAUUUUGAUCUUGUCGACCAUAACAAAGUUUGGAGCUUUUGUGUAGAGAAGCAAAUGCCAUUUAACAAAGUGAAGGAAGAGGUUGCUAGAGCAUUUGGUGUGCCUGUUGAAUGUCAACGGUUCUGGACAUGGGCAAAGAGACAGAACCACACAUACCGUCCUUAUAGGCCUUUAACACGCCUAGAGGAAACAAAAUCGGUUGGGGAGUUGAGGGUGGCUUACAAUAAGAUUGGUAAUGCUGAAGCUGAACUGAAUUUAUUCUUGGAGACAACUGUGAUUGGCCCGGAUUCGCGUCCGCUUCCUCCACCUCACAUAAGCAAAGAAGAUAUACUUGUUUUCUUCAAGCUUUAUGAUCCUGACAAGUUACAACUCCGAUAUGUUGGUAGGCUUUUUGUGAGGAGUUCUGGAACACCAACUGAAAUUAUAUCAAAAUUAAAUGAGAUAGUUGGAUUUAGUCCGGAUGAAGAAAUCGAACUGUAUGAGGAAAUUAAAUUUGACAAGUAUCAAGAACUAGAAUUUGGUUCAUGUGUGAUGUGUGAACGUCUUGACAAGAGAAUCUCAUUUAGAUCUAGCCAGAUCAGGGACGGAGACAUUAUUUGCUUUCAGAAACUAUCCCAGAUUGAAUACAAAUACGCUGACGUUCCUUCAUUUCUGGAACAUGUCAAAAAUCGUCAGGUGGUUCGUUUUCGAUCUCUGGAUAGGCCUAAUGAGUAAUGAGGAUGCUUUUAUUCUUGAAUUGUCAAAGUUGCAUACAUACGAUGAUGUGGCUGACAGAGUUGCUGAGCGACUUGAUGUGGCCGAUCCAUCAAAAAUCAGGUUUACUCGUCACAACUAUUAUCUUAAAAAGCCAGAGUCCAACCCAAUCCAGUAUCGUUU
This is a messenger RNA of Lactuca sativa (garden lettuce), 2193 nucleotides long. RefSeq lists its product as uncharacterized. The record is from RefSeq and is a predicted model, not a curated record. Lineage: Eukaryota; Viridiplantae; Streptophyta; Magnoliopsida; Asterales; Asteraceae.